CUCCCUGGUCCACCUCUCGUCGGUCUCCUGGACAGUCUUGGGAACCCCAUCAAUUGCCUGGUGCUGGCCAGUGCCAAAGGGAGUUGGUCACCUAAAAACUGGGUGAGGUGUGACUCCAGUUCCUCCUGCCAUGUGCCAGACAGUGGAAGGACCCUGGAAAGCCCCCAUGUGAGCAGAAAAGCCACACUAUGGAAAGCCAGCGUCCACAAAGGAGACAGAGGAGUCCUUCAAAUUCGAAUAAAGGGAGAGUGUUCACUGGGGCACAUGCCUGUUAUAAACUCCCAGUCACAUGUUGCACUCUUUAGCCUUCCUGAACUGCCUACCACAUAUUUCCUCCUUAAACAUGUCAUUUUCCCCUAAAGUUCAGAAACUAAGGCUUGUGCAUGGACCCACUGUCUGUUUCAGGAGUCAAAUUGUCUAGGCUCUAACAAGCCUGGGGCUUGAAGUUGGUAGAGACAUUAGGAACUAUUUCAAAGACAUUAACACCCACAUGCAGCCCAUGGAAUUGUUUGGAAAGGCAUUAGCAGACACCUUGCCUAUCAUGUAGUCCAGUGGAUAACUACAUAAGUAGGAGCAGGCUAUGCUAAAGCUUUUCUGCUUAAUAAGCAGAAAAACCCAACCAGUUAAUGAUAAGUCUUUUAAUCUUCAACGCUUAAAAUAUAUUUUAGACAUAUUUAGAACAAUAUUAGAUAAUAUUGAGGAAAACUUCUGAAAUUGUUUAAUGUUCUCACUGAUUACAGGCCACUAUUUUUGCUUCUCCCAAGGAAGGGCUCCUAUCUUCUAAAUAAAGCAUGGAAUUAAAUAGCGUGUAGUGCUUUGCCUCUCGGAGGGCUUAAAUUUAGCUUCAUGCAGUGGAACAGAAGUCACUCUCACGGUUACGUAGCGACAGGCCCACAUUCCCCAUUCCCGCUGGGAGCAGCUCUCCUGACGCAGGAAAGCAGGACACGCAGCGAAGGGCAGGAGCUACGCACGCCGCUACCAAGGAAACAGGGAUUUUGAACGCGGCCAAGGAGCAGCGGGCAGGUGGCGGGGAAGGUUAAACACCAGCCGCUCUUUCCCAGUGCCCGCCGUCCGGCAGCGCCGCCGCGUCCCGCCCGCCGCGCUCCAGGGGCGGAGCAGGAAACCGGGCGGCGGCGGCGGCGCUCCCGCGGCGCGGCGGGACCCGCCUGCGUCACACGCAGGCCGCUGCUGCUUGGUGACGUCAGUGCGCCGCCGGGUGACGUAUGAACGGCGGCGGGGCGGGGGGAGGAGGCCUCGGCGGCGGCGGGGCCGGAAAUGGUCCAGUUGUUGCUGUGCAGCUGGAUGUUGCUGAAUAAGAUUUCUAUGAGCUUGCUGUUCAAUCUGUCUGCUGUUCAGAAUGGCGAAGAACCCUAAUUUCCCGGAAGCGGGGAAUCUGCCUACAGGCUACGCGCACUGCAGGUCUUCAGACAGCUUCCCUGGCUACCAGUAUCACCAUCCCUCCAAGAUGAGUAACAGCCACCCACUUCGUCCAUACACAGCUGUGGGGGAGAUCGACCACGUCCACAUUCUGUCAGAGCAUAUUGGUGCUCUAAUGAACGGGGAAGAAUACAGUGACGUUACCUUUAUUGUGGAAAAGAAGCGUUUUCCAGCACACAGAGUGAUCCUGGCUGCUAGAUGCCAUUAUUUCAGGGCAUUAUUGUAUGGAGGAAUGAGAGAAUCUCAGCCUGAAGCAGAAAUUCCUCUUCAGGACACCACUGCAGAAGCAUUUACCAUGCUGUUGAAAUACAUUUACACUGGUCGUGCUACACUACGAGAUGAGAAAGAAGAGAUUCUUCUUGACUUCUUAAGCCUAGCACAUAAAUAUGGAUUCCCAGAACUGGAGGAUUCCACGUCUGAGUAUCUUUGCACAAUACUUAAUAUUCAGAAUGUCUGUAUGACUUUUGAUGUGGCCAGUCUUUAUUCUCUUCCCAAAUUAACUUUUAUGUGCUGUAUGUUCAUGGAUAGAAAUGCCCAAGAGGUGCUCUCCAGCGAAGGCUUCCUGUCACUUUCUAAGGCUGCUCUUCUAAGUAUUGUUCUGAGAGACUCAUUUGCAGCUCCUGAAAAAGACAUUUUCCAAGCUUUGAUGAACUGGUGUAAACAUAACCCCAAGGAAGACCAUGCUGAAAUCAUGCAAGCAGUACGUUUGCCACUAAUGAGUCUAACAGAGCUACUGAAUGUUGUAAGACCUUCUGGAUUGUUGUCACCUGAUGCCAUCCUAGAUGCCAUUAAGAUUCGUUCUGAGAGUCGGGACAUGGACCUCAACUACAGGGGCAUGCUAAUACCAGGGGAGAAUAUUGCAACAAUGAAGUAUGGAGCACAAGUUGUAAAGGGGGAGCUGAAGUCUGCUCUGUUGGAUGGAGACACUCAGAACUAUGACCUGGAUCAUGGAUUCUCUCGACACCCGAUCAACGACGACUGCCGCUCCGGAAUUGAGAUUAAACUAGGCCAGCCCUCAAUAAUCAACCACAUACGAAUUCUGCUCUGGGACAGAGACAGUCGGUCUUAUUCCUACUACAUUGAGGUGUCCAUGGAUGAGUUGGACUGGAUUCGGGUCAUCGAUCACUCAAAAUACCUCUGUCGGUCCUGGCAGAACCUGUAUUUUCCUGCCCGUGUUUGCAGAUAUAUCCGAAUUGUUGGGACCCACAAUACAGUGAACAAAGUUUUCCAUAUUGUGGCAUUUGAAUGCAUGUUCACGAACAAAUCCUUUACUCUUGAGAAAGGUCUGAUAGUUCCCACUGAAAAUGUUGCAACAAUUGCAGACUGUGCCAGUGUGAUUGAGGGUGUAAGUCGCAGUCGCAAUGCCUUAUUGAAUGGAGACACAAAAAACUAUGAUUGGGAUUCUGGGUACACAUGCCACCAGCUUGGGAGCGGAGCUAUUGUGGUGCAGCUGGCACAGCCCUACAUGAUUGGAUCAAUACGGUUGCUGCUUUGGGACUGCGAUGAUCGGAGCUACAGCUACUACAUUGAGGUUUCAACAAAUCAGCAGCAGUGGACCAUGGUGGUGGAUCGCACAAAAAUUUCCUGCAAAUCCUGGCAAACAAUCACUUUUGAUAAACAGCCUGCAUCUUUUAUCAGAAUAGUUGGAACUCGCAACACAGCUAAUGAGGUGUUUCACUGUGUGCAUUUUGAGUGCCCAGCACAAAACAGUACCCACAAGGACGAGAGUAGUAAGGAAGUAGGAACAACAGAGGUGGGGACUAGUGGACAGUAGCUUGUUUCUUGCCCUGUUGGAGCUGCAAGCACCUGCUGCCCUGCAUUCCCCUCCUGGAUCCACCUCACAUCCUCAUGUUCAGCAACCAUAAAGGAGGUUGAAAGGGAGCUUUUGCAGCCCCACUGACAUUCUAUGAAAUUAUUCAGAACCUUCUUGUGCUGGCACCUUUCUUUCUCCAUGAAUGAAGGGGACCAUGUCUGAAAGCUGGAAAUAUUGAAAUGGAAAAGGCUUUCUCCCAAGGACAUGAAGAGACUGUCGCACUCUCCUCGAUAUGUUCAAAUCAGGCUGGUCUCCAAGGGGGGAGAAAAUAGGUCUUCAAUCUUCAUCAAGUACCCCAUUAACACCCUACCUCUCUAAUCUAACCAAGGCAAGGAAAACAGAAGGGAAUAAAAGGCAGAGCUACAGUGGAAAUCUAAAAUUACUCAAGCCGAAUGGAAAGCAUAUGAAAUAAGUAUUUGUUCCGUGGAGGCUUUUAUUAGCAAAAAAAUUGUUUAUGGAACACAUCAGUCCACAAUAUAUUUUAUUUUUAAAGUGAUUCUUCAUCCAUAUUCCUUUGUAACUAGUAAUCUGUUUUCUAAAUAAUUUUGAUUCU
This is a messenger RNA of Passer montanus (Eurasian tree sparrow), 3803 nucleotides long. RefSeq names its product BTB domain containing 9 (gene BTBD9). Gene Ontology annotation, biological process: adult locomotory behavior; circadian behavior; modulation of chemical synaptic transmission. The record is from RefSeq and is a predicted model, not a curated record. Gene Ontology annotation, molecular function: protein binding. NCBI's taxonomy places the organism in Eukaryota, Metazoa, Chordata, Aves, Passeriformes, Passeridae. Bases 1358 to 3211 code for a protein of 617 amino acids. The transcript is spliced from 12 exons.